This is a messenger RNA of Cooperia oncophora, 1386 nucleotides long. The record is from the annotation of a GenBank genome assembly. NCBI's taxonomy places the organism in Eukaryota, Metazoa, Nematoda, Chromadorea, Rhabditida, Trichostrongylidae.
AUGAGGAACGCAAAGCAACCGCAGAAUUCAACGUCGCGUCCUGCAACCACCAAGACGUUUUUCAAAAAGCAUAUGAGUGAAGAUGAAAUUCGUGAAGGUCUUGCGAACGGAACACUCCUGAAGGGCCAGAUACGGAUAAAUCAAAAAAAAUUCGAGGAAGCCUUCAUCGAUAAUCCGAAUGGUAGCGAAUUCCCGGAUAUUGCUGUUUUGGGCAUGCCUGACCGAAAUCGCGCUUUACAGGGCGAUGUGGUGGCAAUUCGUAUAAAACCCCGUUGUAAUUGGGUUGUUAACGAAGACGCUUAUAAAAAUUGGAAAAAAGAUACCGGUAGCAAACAGUCUGGAUCUGUUGCUGAUGAGUCCGGAGGUGACAAUACCGUGGUGGAAGUCGUAGAGGAACUGAUUGAGACUACGGCAUCACUGGAAAGUGCCGUUGCAGGACCAGAAAAGGAAGUUCCUGAUCAAAGAGGAAUCCAUGGAAUUGUGCCGGACACUACAGAAAUGGAAGUUGUUCUCAAAGAUGAGUGUUGUGUUGAGAUUCAGGUAGAUGAGGUACUACUAUCGACCGAAGCAUUGGAUGAAGUGGAGUCUUGCCAACCGUCAGAUUUAAUUGAGGUGGUUGCUGAAGAUGGUGAAGCUAUAACAUUGGUUGAAGCAGAAAAACUCAAUAUGAAGCCGGCGAAAAAGAAGUCCUACCGUAUCUUAUCCGAUUUACCCCUGGAAGAAUGGUGUCUACCUGAUGAUUGUUUGCAAAAAACGGCAGAGGUAGUUGGAAUAGUGGAACAGAAGAAUUCUCGUCUUGCUAUGGGUCGGUUAGAGCCAGCACUUGGCUCGCAACGAAGAUGGGCAAAGUUUUCCCCGUCGGAUUCCAGACUACCGCGCAUGAUGAUUGAUGCUGCUCAGCUCCCGAAAGAUUUUUUCGAGAGGCCACAGGAUUUCAACAAAUUCUUGUUCCUUGCAAAGAUAGUGGAAUGGACUGAUAAUUCAGUCAUGGCUCGUGGUAGCUUAGAAAAGGAACUAGGAUUGGCUGGUGAUAUUGAUGCAGAAACUGAAGGUCUACUCAUAACGAACAAUGUCGAUACACGCGAAUUUUCCGAAGAGGUCAUAGAGUGUCUACCAAAGGUGCCUGAUGGUGGAUGGAAAAUAGAUGAUGCAGAACUUGCUAAACGUCGUGAUUUACGAGAUGAAAUUAUAUUCACAAUUGAUCCGAAAACUGCAAGAGAUCUCGACGAUGCGCUUUCAAUUAGCCCUUGUGAUGAUGUUGACGGCUGCGGUACUCCAGGGUGGGAGGUGAGUUGGAGUUUAGAACACGUCCAUACUUCAGAUAUGAGGAUAAUCCACGAUUUCGGGAAUUACGCGAAUUCGGAGGGUCGAUCGGCUGCGAAGUAA